This is a messenger RNA of Oncorhynchus kisutch (coho salmon), 1677 nucleotides long. RefSeq names its product GDNF family receptor alpha 4a (gene gfra4a). Gene Ontology annotation, molecular function: signaling receptor activity. Bases 1 to 1449 code for a protein of 482 amino acids. The transcript is spliced from 11 exons. NCBI's taxonomy places the organism in Eukaryota, Metazoa, Chordata, Actinopteri, Salmoniformes, Salmonidae. Gene Ontology annotation, biological process: nervous system development. The record is from RefSeq and is a predicted model, not a curated record. Gene Ontology annotation, cellular component: external side of plasma membrane; signaling receptor complex.
AUGGUUCUGUGUCUCAGAGGAGAAGAGAAGGAGAAGAAAAGGAGAAGAAAAGGUCUGUAUGUAUCUGAAGAUGGCUCUGUAUCUCUGAGGAGAAGAGAAGGUCUGCAUGUAUCUGAAGGCUCUGUGUCUCUGUCUCUGAGGAGAAGAGAAGGGCUCUCCUUGGCUGUGUCUGCGGGGAGGGACAGAGACUGUCUACAGGCUGGGGACACCUGCUCCAGUGAUGACGCGUGCAGCCCUCGUCUGCGGACGCUGAGACAGUGUGUGGCGGGGGACGGCAGUGUGAAGCUGGGCCCUGGGGCCAGGAACCAGUGUGAGAACGCAGUCACGGCCCUGCUGUCCUCCCCGCUGCACGGCUGCCAGUGUAAACGAGGCAUGAAGAGAGAGAAGAACUGCCUCAGUAUCUAUUGGAGCCUGCACCAGUCUGUCCUGCAUGGACUGAGCCUGGUGGAGAGUUACCCUUACGAACCCGAAGAGAGGGGCUUCGACUACGUACGCCUGGCCUCCAUCGCUGCAGGUGCAGUUGGCAUAGCGACGGUGAACCGUUGUCUGGACGCGGCGAAGGCGUGUAACGUGGACGAUACGUGUCAGAAGCUCCGUACGGAAUACGUCUCGGCCUGCAUCCAGCCGUCGGCCCGCUCAGGCCCCUGUAACAGAGCCAGGUGUGACAAGGCUCUCAGGAAGUUCUUCGACCGGGUCCCUCCUGACUACACCCACCAGCUGCUGUUCUGCCCCUGCACAGACACGGCGUGCACUGAGAGACGGAGACAGACCAUCGUACCAGCCUGCUCCUAUGAAGACAAAGACAAACCCAACUGUCUGGCUGCACUGCGACUCUGCAGGGCUGACUACGUCUGCAGGUCCCGCUGGGCCCAGUUCCAGUACGACUGUCAGCCCUCAGAACACUUUGCCAGCGGCUGCAAACAGGACAACUACGCAGCCUGCCUCUUGUCCUACACUGGCCUCAUGGGCAGUACGAUAACUCCUAACUACCUUGAUAACACAACGUCUAACGUGGGUCCGUGGUGCUCCUGCUCGGCCUCCGGGAACCACCGGGAACAGUGUGACGGUUUCCUGGAAUAUUUUCAUGAUAAUGUCUGCCUGAAGAAAGCCAUGAUGGCGUUUGGGAACGAGACAGACAAGCAGUCCUCCAUCGGAGCAGCUAACCAACCAGACACACCCAGCCCCACUCUCGCUACCCCCAACAACCACAUCCAGCGCCCGGCAACCACCGUCCCUGGUAUCACCAUGGAAACAAAACAGAAUGUCCUGAGAGAACAGAUACCCACUCAGGUGAAUGAAAACGAUAGACUGUGGGGUGAUGAUGAUGAAGACUCCACCCUGCUGUCUCCCGGGCUGUUGGACCAUGGAGCUCCUCCCCUCCUCCUGUCUGCAGUGGGCUGGACCCUUCCACUGGGCCUCUCCCUGCUGCUGCUGCUCGGAUACCAGUAGACCCUGGUCUGGGCCUGACCUAGCCCUGGGGCUCCAUAGACUACACUUCAGACUGACUUACCUAGGGGUGGAGAGAGAGAGAGAGAGAGAGAGAGAGAGAGAGAUGUAAAUGUGUAAAGGAAGAGGAAGGGAUUAUCCAUCUAUCCUCCUCCAAACCACUCUUCUUUCCAACUCCAAACCACUCCUCUCCUCCUUCCUCCUCCAAACCACUCCUCUCCUCCUUCCUCC